Caenorhabditis sp. 36 PRJEB53466 is the source of this 1796-nucleotide messenger RNA. Lineage: Eukaryota; Metazoa; Nematoda; Chromadorea; Rhabditida; Rhabditidae. The record is from the annotation of a GenBank genome assembly.
AUGGAAGAUGUCGAGGUCCAGCAGAUGGACAGAGUCGCCGCCAUCGUCAUAUUCCUGGUAAGAUUUUUUAUCCUUCCUUCUUUUUGCAACAUUAUCACUUACAUCUGACUUUCAGACAAGUUUCAUUGGCUUUGUGUGCAACACAUUCAUCGCCUGCUACAUCAAACGUCUAUCGUUGCUCCGUAAUUCAUUCGGACGUCUUCUGCAACUUCAGGCGGCCGGAGAUGCUGUAUUUGUGCUUGUUUGGGCUUUCUACUUUGCUCCAGUCCUCUUUUUGUGAGUCUUUCUCUCCCGUAAAUGACUUUUACAACGACUGGUCUGGCCCGACGAAAUUUGAGAUUUUGGGAGCCCGUCGUUGAUGAUGCCAUGAGCGGAAGUGCGACUCCGUCGGAGCGUAUUCAGUUUCCAGAAAACGAUACUUCACAUUUUCAGCGACAUUAAACCGCUGCAGUCAUUGGGAAUCGCCUCCAGAUUCGCACAAUUAUGCCUCAUUUGCUACGACAUCUCCAUCUACACUCAUCUCGUUAUUUCACUAAACAGGUUGGCUCCAGAAGUUGCCCAUCGUUUUCUUACAGUACAAUUUCAGAUUCAUAUCCUUGUACUUCCCGACGAGUUACCAAACGAUAUUCACGGAGAGGUUCACGACAGUCCUCGUCUGUGCAAUCAUCCUUAUUUCUUUCGGGUUCUCCUGGUUUCUCAUCAUCGGUACAGUACUUUAAUUGAUUGGAAAUCCUCCAAUUCUGUUUCAGUUGACUGUCGAAUGGGAUUCUCGAUCCCGAGAUGGAUGCUCGAUUAUGUGAGCCCUCCAUGCGAGAUGAUCAACGUCUAUUACGCAGAGUUCUUCCGGUACUCCCUUUUCCACCGUAAUCCUUCUAACGACAUUGUUUCCAGGGGCCUUAUCGUCAUUUCGAUGUUCGCCAUCACCAACAGCUUUACUUUCUGCCGAAUGCACAUGCACAACCGGAAGAAACAGUCGGCGUCGACGUUCGAGACGACGCAGCAGAAGAAGCGGAGGGCUGUCGAGACUGCGUUUGUGCAGCAAGUGACGUUGCAAGGCCUGCUCUACGUCAUCGAACUCGUCACUUACUUCUACAUCUCCAACAGCUUCCCGGUGCCUCUGGACCCCGAACUUCUGUACCAGUCUCCCAACCGAUGGCCCAAUUUUCUUCUGACCACGUACGCCUGGAUACUCGUACACACUCUCGACGGGUUAGAAUCUGAAACUGUAGAAUGAACCUCAAUCAAACCGUUUCAGAGUGAUCACUUUGAUAUUCAACAAACAGUUCCGGAGUGUCUUCCGUCAUCCAUUCAGGUCUCAAGUCACGAUGAACGUCUCCAAAACUCCAUCGAGGUGAGCGAAACUUCCUUUCUUCCAAAUAGUUUUCCCUUGUGAUUUUUCCCUAUUCCAACCCGUUUCAGGAGUCUGGGUGGCGGCAAAGAAAACAUGCCGGUUAUCAUUUUAUGAGAGUACAAUUGUUAUUUUAUCCGUCUUUAUUACCAGUUAUCGUAUUUCGGGUCUCCUUGGUCAGUUAUCCGUCCGCCCGUGCAGUCCGUCCUUUCCCUCUGCUUCUUCAUUCCCUUUCUCAGAUUUCAUCUGUUCUUGAGCACAUUCUUACCCAAACACACAUUCAGUUUUCUUUGUUACACUCUUUUCUUCCCUCUCGAACGAUUUUCUUUGCAGACGCAGUCGAUUUGUGACCAACCGAGACGAUUCGAAUCGGAAGAAGAGCUCAAUCCUCGCGUGUACGUUUAUUUCAAACUCGAACACUGGAUUCGGAUCUUCCGUUCACGUCUGA